CUAAUAAAGCGUUUCACAUUAAGGGAGUUGUUAUUGACCCAAUUGAGAUUCAUCACGUAGAUGGUGAUAAUUUCGCCACUUGUCGAUGUCGCGUGUGUGGAACGAGCAUGUAAUGACGGUGUUCGUUUUAGCCUUCCUUGGUCCGUUCAACUGCCCCAGUUGCCAGAAGCAGUACGCUCGGAAGUCCUCUCUGAGAAACCACCGGCAGUUCGAGUGCGGCAAAGAACCCACGUUCUUCUGCGACUCUUGCCCGUACAAGACUAAGAUCAAAGGGAACUUUCGCCGCCACACUCGUACUCAUCACAACGUUGUAUUUUGAUCCUAGCCAAUAAAAUCUUGCCGCUAUUACCUCUUUCACUUUGUUAGGUAGAGGCCUGUUUAUAUUUAUAAGUACGCGAUGGGGCUCGUUUACCCCUGCACCAGAUGUGGGAAACCGUACAAGUCCAGGAAAGCGAUGAUGACGCAUUUAAAGUUCUCCUGCGAGAAUCAUCGCAGCUUCUUGUGCGGCUUGUGCAACGCUGCUUAUUUUUACAAGCACCACUUGCAGAGGCACAUGAAGCAGCACCAGAAUGUCUAUAAGUAGUAGAAUACUCUUGUUUUUGUGAUAUAGCGUUUUGCCAAAUAAACGAUGUCUUGGUGUCUUCACCGACAGUUUUACUCUCAAACUAAAAAAAAAAAAAACGAAAAAGUUGGAUGGUGUAGUGUUAAUUGUUGUUUCCUUGUAGGUUUUUGUUUACAAAGGAGGCCCAGAGGUCUGGGGGAGUUUCAGUGUCAGUGCGGGCGGAGUUACUACGAAAGAAAAAAUUUGCUGAGGCAUUAUCGCUACAAAUGUUCUGCUAGUAUUUUGUACAACAAUAACAAAGACGAAAAUACUUAGUUCAGUGUUCAACUAGUAGGUUUUAGUGACGACCAAACAAAGCGACGUAAAAAGGUCCUGCCUACGCUUUCUGAAGUGGUGAAGAAGUUGGAGGUGUUCAAAGGAACUGAAAACGUCCAACCUACGGACGUCUACCCUUGUCCGGAAUGCGGCCGUCUCUAUAAGCUUCGCAGUUCCUUGAGAAACCACAUCAAGUGGGAGUGCGGCAAAGAGCCCCAAUUCAACUGUCCUCACUGUUCCUACAAGGCCAAGCAAAAGAUGCACGUGCGCAGACACAUCGCCAGAUUGCACGAACGCAACGACUAUGACCUUGAAGCCUACGAUUCUCUGCUGGUGCAGAUCCACGAGUAGCGACGGGUCGUACUUAAGUGCCUUAAUCUUAUUUGUUCCUUGAAUCAUUCCAUGACUAUUUUAAUUUUGUAACGCAACUCUUAAUAAAGCUGUAUUUUUGAUGCGACUAGUACUUGAUUUAUGACCCUCGUGACGCUUGUGCCUUCCGUUAUUCACCCGUCUGUUUUUAGGGAGAAGACACACCUGCGCCACUUGCCUGAGGUCCUACAAGAACCUGACCACCCUGCGUCGUCACAUCCGGCUCGAGUGCGUCAACGUUUACCCAAAAUUUCAGUGCGACAUUUGUUUGCGACUCUUCCGCCACCGGCACUCCAUGCAGCGCCACAAAAUCAAUCACUUACAGCCAUAAUCCUGUACUUGUUGUAGUCUUUGUCCCGCAACUUCCGAAUAAACCAUUCUAACUUGCGUCGUCUCUUUUUCCAGAGCCCCCGAAAGUCGAAUGCGCCAAAUGCGGCAAGUUUUUCAAGAACCACAACAGCUGGAGGGUCCAUUACUACUUAGACUGCGCGAAACAAGUGUCGUUUUCAUGUACGCUCUGCGACAAUGCGGUCUUCAAGCGCAAGUUUACCCUCAAGAAGCACUACAUUGUCAAGCACGGCCUCAUGGAGAAUAAAAUCAGGGCGCUUUUAGGCAUCUACAGUUAGAAUUUGUAACGUGGUCGUAAUAAAGUGGAUAGUCGAUACGAGUGUUUUUUUUAGCACGGGGGGGAGUGUGACUCGGUACUCACUCUGUUGUUUCCAGAUGCGAAACGAGCCAAAGUGGCGUGCCCCACCUGCGGCCGCUCGUUCAAAAACCAGAGCACUCUGCGGGCCCACGUGUCGCUCGACUGCGGCAAAAUGAAAACGUUCUCGUGUCCGUUGUGCACGUACGUGUCGAAAAGGAAGUACAACCUGAGGACCCACUACGUCGCCAAGCACGGCAUGGUGCUCAAAAGCAACCCGGCGCUCAACCCGCAGGAAACCGUUUCAUGAUCGUUUCGCUUGUCCUUUGCUUGCCAAAUAUAUUUUUAUCGCAGUUUGUUGUUUUUUCUUUCACGUUGUUGCGUCUUCGCCAAUAAUUCCGACUUUUCGUUUCAGAAAAGGUAACAUGUCACGUUUGCAACAAAAUUUUCAAAAACCACAACAGCUGGCGGGUGCACUUUUACAAUAAGUGCGGCAACGCCGACCAGAGGAGUGUGUGCAAGGUUUGUGGCGCGGAUUUCGAACGGAAGUACAGUCUGCGACGGCACUUGAUCAGGAUUCACAACUGGCCUAAAAGCGAAGCGGACGCCGCUUCGUACUGCAUACCUCGUUAUAGCCACAAUUAUUACUUGAAAUAAAAUUUUUCAUCGCCGAUGCGUUGUGUUUCUUUCGUCGACGUGUACUGACGGUUGUUGUUUCAGGAAAUGAGCAAGUGGUGUGUCACAAGUGCAGCAAAGUGUUCAAGAACCACAACAGCUGGAGGGUGCACUUUCACAACAUCUGCGGCGACAACACGAGCAGCGAGUGCUUCCUGUGCGGCGCGAAAUUCGCCAGGAAGUACGCCCUCAAAAGACACCUAGUGAGGGCGCACAACUACCGCCAAACCGUCAAACUGUGGUAGCUUUAACUGUAACUCUUGUAAUAAACGCACUAUUCGUAUUUUCUCAAAGCGACUUUAACCCUUGAUUCCGUACUGAUAAUACCCGUUUGUGUCGCCUGUGGGAAUGCGUUUGUCCGAAGCUUCGAAUGCCACGCCUGCCACAAAGCAUACAAGAACAAACGCACUCUGCACCGCCACGUCCACAACGAAUGCGUCACCGUGGCUCCUAAGUUUCGGUGUCCGCGGUGUGCGCGCUUGUUCAGAUACAAAUUCUCUCGUGACCGCCACUUGUCCCAUUAUUGCAAAACAACACAGUCUGCAAGCCCUAAUUAAACUAAGACAAUUGCAGGUGUGUUCGCCGCUCCUUUGUACUACCACCAAGUGUCCGUGUUGAAGCAGCGUCGGCGGUGUCACGGCUGCUACGCCAAAAUCAAAGAACACAGCGGACGACUGGAAGCCCAGAGGAAAGCCAAACUCACCCAUCUGCACUGUCCCUCAUGUAACCGAUACUUUUGUACAAGUUGUUUCUUUCUAACGCACCAACCCUUUCAAUAAACACUGCUCAUUGUAGUCGAGUUGUUUGUGUUCUCCUUCGAUUCAGAAGUGUCUGUGGUUGCUCGAAGGUGUUUGUUUCAGGGUUUAAGAAGACGGUGCUGGAGUAUUUGGCGCAACAUAGCGUGAUGUUGAAUGAGUUGUUACGGACGAGUCGGAGAGUGCACCACGACGCGAUGGUGUGUCCCGAGGACGUGCCAAAAUUCCCGAUUCAGACGCUAGAGGAGUUCCAGAGUUUCAACGCGCGGUUGGAGAAGAACCCAUUGCUGGGGGAGUACAUGGUGGCGCGCCUGGCAGCUGUAGGUGGUUCGGGGGUAGAGUCCCUCACCAGACGCAUCAUGAAAUUCUUGAUCAGCAACGAAGUCGCGAUUUUGUACAACUGGAAAGGCCGCGAUAAACUCUCCUUCGAGCGGACGUACGUCAUGAACGUCAUUUACGAGGCGGCUAAAGUGAACUUCGCCAAAGGCGAGAAAAACGACAUGGCCGUGGCCAAUUCGGUCAAGCUUUGGCUAAAGUUCGCCAAGACGAGAAUCAUGAACUCGCACAAGAAGCUGGCCAAAGUAGACGUUCCACUGUAGACUUGUAGUAUUGUAAUCAAUAAACCGUUUUGUUGACUGGCUGUGUGUUUAGUAGACCAGAGUCCGUACACUUGUAAUUUGUGCGUCAAGUCCUACAAGCACAAGCAGUCUUUGAACAACCACCAGAAGUACGAGUGCGGGAAGGCGCCGGCGUUCCCGUGCGGCGAGUGCACCUACAAAGCCAAGCGCAAGAGCCACUUGAUGAGGCACAUGAAGCGUCACAAAUUACUCGCGCUUUGAAUAAAGUGUGAAGCAGCGGUGUGGGGACUACCGGCUUCCGGUGCCAAUUUUGUUCGAGGCGCUACAAACACAACACUAGUCUUCGCCGCCACCAGACUCACGAGUGCGGCAAAGACCCCAAGUUCGAGUGCGAUUAUUGCGGGAAAAAGUUCGCCCAUAAGUUUUCGAUGGCGGCGCACGCCGCCACCCAGCACCUAACCCACUAACCCAACUAAUCAAUUGUUAACCCUCGGACAAUAAAUCUUUUCCUAAAGAGUGUUGUUUUACUGAGUGUUCCUCAAGUCCAGUUCGCUUUCAUGACCGGCGUGUAUGUUUUAGGUGACCCCAAAGCCAAAUUCGAGUGCCGCUUCUGUCGCAAGACGUACAAACACUACGCCAGCCUCUGGCGCCACAUAAAACACGAGUGCGGCAAAGAACCCCAGUUCGAGUGUACGUUGUGCGGGAAAAAGUUCACCCAAAAGUCGUCCCUCACCUCGCACAUCGGGCUAAAACACGCCGCCAUUUGGAGCUGAUUUUUUGUUGUGUUGUUUGUCUGAAUAAAGAUUUAGUUGAUCUGACUCUUGUUUUUACUCAGAAGUGUACAUAGUGCACCUGCGUAAGUCCAACACUAAUUCGGUUCUUUUCAGAGUUUAAAUGCUCGGAUUGCGACAAGUCGUACAAAAACAAAGCCUCUCUAAGCCGACACGUCAGGUACGAGUGUGGCCCCGAACACAAAUUCAAAUGUAUUUACUGUUACAAAGCGAUGAAGCAAAAGUACGACCUGAAAAAACACGUGAGGAGGCGCCACCCCGAACGGGCGCUCGAGUUCGAGUCGAUUUAUAAAGAUUUAUAUAAAACUGUGUUUUAUGUUUAGGGGUCGUUACUCACACAAGAUUGUUAAGUGCAUUUAUUUCGUCCAAUAAAAGUAAUCACGUUGUAUCCCUUUUGUUACACUGACUCCGCCCAUUCGGUACCACGUGAGUAUGUUCCAACCAAUCAGAUGUUAGUGACGUAGUGUGUGACGUAUUCAUUCGAAUUUUGACACCAGGUAAAGUGAUCUGUUUCAGACGCGGAGCGAAUUUUUCACUGCGAACGCUGCUCCAAGUCGUACAAGAACCCAGAGACUCUUAGGCGCCAUCUUACGUACGAGUGUGGAAUCGAACCCCAGUUUGCGUGUAUUCAAUGCAACAGAAGGUUUAAGAGGAAGUUUCACUUGAUCAGGCAUUCGUUGAGUAGACACUAACCCUUGUUAAUUCAGUAAAAAUUAAUAAAAGCUUGUGGCGAAAUAAUUUUUCUUUGACCCGUAGUUGUGUCAAACGUAUGGGGAUUAAUCUCCGCUUUUUUUAGGGUGCGAAAAUGGGGGAUUCUUUUGUCGAGCUUGCGGCAAGUCGUACAAACACUACCCGAGUUUGUUUCGCCACUUGAAGAAGGAGUGUGGACAGAAUUUUAGAUUUUCCUGCGAGUUUUGCGGGAUUAAGUUUAUCCACGAGAGGGCGCUUAUCCGCCAUGUUAAAAAUAAACACCCGAACUGAUUAUAAUAGUUAUAAAGUUACAUAGUUUUAUAUAACGUUACUAUUUUCUUAUGGUUUGUAGGGAUGAUUUUAAAUGACUGAGUAAACUAUAUAGUUUGUUGUUUAGUCGAGUUUCUCUAGACUGAUUUGUGUAUGCUUUGUGCGUUCGACUGAAGGAAAGAAGGCGUAACGACAUCCUUCAUCUCUCCAGUGCCACAGCCAACCCGGCGAUGUCGUUAUCCCUUCGCAGCGCAUGCCACUCUCCUCAUUUUACCUCUCUCUUUUUCAGGCCUCGACUUUCCGCGCUACUCGUGCGCGAAGUGCGGCAAAACGUACAAACACAAGACGCACCUGAAGCGUCACGUUAACUUCAUUUGCGAAAAGAAGCCGACGUUCACUUGCGAACCUUGCAAAUUUCAGACACACCGCAAGGACUCCCUGACGUCCCACAUGACGUCGCUCAGACACUACCACAUCGUGUCUGGAACUAAACCUAACUUGUAAAAUAACACGAAUAAAAACCUCCCAACCCA
Molecule: messenger RNA, 6181 nt
Organism: Zophobas morio
Lineage: Eukaryota; Metazoa; Arthropoda; Insecta; Coleoptera; Tenebrionidae
Exons: 7
Coding region: 3469-3918 (149 amino acids)
Source: RefSeq, a predicted model, not a curated record